This is a messenger RNA of Vicia villosa (hairy vetch), 747 nucleotides long. Its product is annotated as miraculin-like. The record is from RefSeq and is a predicted model, not a curated record. Bases 42 to 647 code for a protein of 201 amino acids. Gene Ontology annotation, molecular function: endopeptidase inhibitor activity. The transcript has a single exon. NCBI's taxonomy places the organism in Eukaryota, Viridiplantae, Streptophyta, Magnoliopsida, Fabales, Fabaceae.
CAAAACAAACACAAACCAUUAGCUUGAUACAUUUGAUACAUAUGCACAAAACAAUGAAGAGCACAACAAUGAUAAAACUUCUACUUGUCAUUGCCUUGUUCUCACAACCACUCCUUGGAACAGCUAAACCUUUUCUCGAUCAAGUCCUCGACGUAUCGGGAAAGAAGCUUCGAGUCGAUGCUGACUACUAUAUCAUCCCGGCUAAUGGCGGAGAGAUUUCACUUGAAAGUUCUAUUGGUGAACCCUGUCCACUUCAUGUAGUAGUUGUGAAACGUAGUCAAGGGUUUCCGCUAAGGAUCGCGCCCGUCAAAGGCGCUAUUCGUGUCUCCACUGAUCUCAAUAUAAUGUUGGCUAACUAUGAUUCGAGGUGUCCCAACUAUUCAGUAGUUUGGAAGAUAGAUCCUUUUUUGAAAGAAGAAACAUUUGUGACCACCAAUGGUCUAUUAGGUCACCCGGGUUCGAAUUCGAUCCAGAGUUGGUUUAAGAUUGAGAAGUAUGAAGAUGCUUAUAAGUUGGUUUAUUGUCCCAGUGUGUGUCCUUCUUGCAAACAUGUAUGUAAAGAUAUUGGGACUUAUGUGUAUAAGAAGAGGGAAAUGCGUUUGGCACUCACUAAUGUUCCCUUAAAAAUUAAGUUCCAGGAAACUUGAUCGAAAUCAAAAGUGUAUUUAUAAAGAUUACUAUGUUUUAUUUAAAAUAUAUGGAUGAAUAAAUUAUUGUUAUAUAUGAAUAAAUUGUCCGUUGGGACGG